Molecule: messenger RNA, 750 nt
Organism: Daucus carota subsp. sativus
Lineage: Eukaryota; Viridiplantae; Streptophyta; Magnoliopsida; Apiales; Apiaceae
Product: salutaridinol 7-O-acetyltransferase-like
Exons: 1
Coding region: 1-750 (249 amino acids)
Source: RefSeq, a predicted model, not a curated record
AUGAAAGUUGAAAUUCUCUCCACAGAGCUCAUAAAACCAUAUACUUCUACUCCCCUUAGCCUCAGGCACUACAAUAUUUCUUUAGUAGAUGAGCUCUCUCCAGCUAUGAAUGUUCCCACCAUCUUAUAUUACCCUGCUGAAGAGAAUGUCACAACUAAUUCGAUAUGCAUGCACUUAAAAAAAUCGCUUUCGAUGGCCUUAGCCAGAUUCUAUCCUUUGGCGGGAAGAUACAUGAAAGAAAGCUUCAUGGUUGAUUGUAGUGAUCAAGGUGCUGAAUUCGUGCAAGCCCAAGUCGACAUUCGACUUGAUCAACUUAUUGGCCUAGGCAAAAAUGUGCAGGCUGAGCUGCUUAAUUGCCUGCUUCCACGGCCAGUUGGUGCAUGUGAUGAAGACACGGACCCUCUGGUGGCUGUGCAAGUGAGUGCCUUUGCUUGUGGCGGAUACGCCAUGGGGAUUUUAAGCUCCCACAGCAUUGCAGACAUGUCAACUACGAGCUCAUUUGUUAUGGAAUGGGCGAGGGAGGCCAAGCGGCUCCUCGAGGGCUUAGAUCAUGACCAAGACCAUGAAUUGUCAGUGUCCCCCAGCUGGAACUCGGCUCUGUUGUUUCCAGGAUGCAAAUUGCCUGGCCUUCCUCUCGGAUUUUCUCGGGAUAAAGAGAAUGUUGAGGAUCAUAAAAUUGUGACAAAAAUAUUUUCCUUCAGUAACAGCGCCAUUUUAAAAAUCCGUGAAAAAGCCAGACUGGACAGCUAA